CCACGUUAAUGUGUAAAAUAAUUUUGAAAUUGUAAUCGAAAUAACAGUUUUGUUGUGAUAAUGAUUUUACAAGUUAAAAUAUACUUGAUUGCAACGUUGUACUUUUUUGGUGCAUUGUUCAUUCUAUUGUUUCCACCAAGAAACUACGUAAUGUCAGGGGCGAAAAUGCGUAAAGUGAGAAGCACAGGGCAAAAAUUAAGAUUUACAAACUAUAUGGAUUACAAAAGCCUAUUGCAUGUCGUUGAUAAUAUGGGUCGAGAUGACCCGGAGAUCGCUCGCGUUGUUCACUUGACCCCCCGCACCGCUAACAAUAAAAGCAUUCUAUCCCUUGAGUUGCAAAGUGACAGGCAGAGUAAAAAACCAGGAAUACUUGUAAUCGGAACAAUAAACGGUAUGACAUGGGGAACGCCAAAUGCAGUUAUCGAACUAACAGACAAAUUACUUUAUGAUAGUAAUUACCAAACACCGUUUUUCAAUGAUUAUGAUUGGUAUAUGAUACCUCUAGUAAAUCCAGACGGAUUGAAUUUCACACAAAGUCUACGUAACCGUAAAUCUUUGAAUGUGGAGCAAUGGUGCCGAAACUUGACGGCAAGUAAUACUACUCGGCCCAGCUUUUGGUAUAAAAACGUCGAGAAGGAAAUGGCAAACGACUCUUGUUUUGGUACAAAUAUAAAUCGCAAUUUUGCAUAUCACUGGCAAGAUGAUGUCCACAAAACUCCAGUGCGUUGUUCUCAAUAUUACCCUGGAGACAAACCUUUCUCUACGGCAGAGGCGAUAGCACUUCGGACGUACGUUCAUCAACUAGGUGAUAGGAUACAUCUCGCUAUACAUCUACAUGCAAGCUUUGAAUUUAAAAAGGAGUAUAUUUUAUAUCCUUGGCGAUAUUCACUCCGGCAACACAGCAACUAUCAAACUUUGCAAGCGAUAGGAGAAUACGCAGCGAGAAACUCGCGAUCGACUGACGGCCGACUUUAUGAGGUGCAUCAGGGCAGUAGCGACGCGCGUAUUGCGGGCACUCUGAGUGAUUACUUAGCGGGUGUAGUCGGCACAGAACUGGUGUAUGUUGUCAAACCCUACCACGAAAUGUACCCAAACUAUACUGAUAGAUCAGCACUUGAAUUAUACGUCGGUAAGUCAAUAACAACAAUUCUCAGUCUAGUGCGGGGCUGGAGGAAGAGCACUAAGUUAAAUACGCUAUCCUUCUACGGUCGGGACGUCGAAUUUUAG
Molecule: messenger RNA, 1227 nt
Organism: Papilio machaon (common yellow swallowtail)
Lineage: Eukaryota; Metazoa; Arthropoda; Insecta; Lepidoptera; Papilionidae
Product: carboxypeptidase B
Exons: 8
Coding region: 61-1227 (388 amino acids)
Biological process (GO): proteolysis
Molecular function (GO): metallocarboxypeptidase activity; zinc ion binding
Source: RefSeq, a predicted model, not a curated record